Populus euphratica (Euphrates poplar) is the source of this 662-nucleotide messenger RNA. RefSeq lists its product as uncharacterized. The transcript has 3 exons. The coding region runs from base 212 to 373 and encodes 53 amino acids. The record is from RefSeq and is a predicted model, not a curated record. NCBI's taxonomy places the organism in Eukaryota, Viridiplantae, Streptophyta, Magnoliopsida, Malpighiales, Salicaceae.
UGGAACGCAGCGUUUAAUGCUCGUGAGGGGUUUGACAACCCGACCCGAAAAUAAAGCGAUUCGGAACGGGGAUUUGGAUCCUGGCAUUGCGCACGAAGAAAAACCACGAGAACUCCAAUUCUUUUUUCGAAAUACUCCUCACUCAGCUUACUCGGAACUCUGAUCUAGGGUUUCGUUGGAGGGCUUUUUUAUCAGAUCUCUAGGCAAUCAAAUGACGCCACCUCCAGGUCCUUACUCCGGUGCCAGCGCUCUCGCUCUGGUGGCGCGUGCAUCAGCAUUCAGUUUUGGCUUGGUUUAUGGAAAUGCGAAGCUCAAGAUUCUCAAGAUGAAAGCAAAUUCACAUAAGAAGGCGGAAGCUAAGGCACAUCACUGAGGAGCUAGUCGUAGGAUGAUGAAAUAAAUGGCCAUCGAUCAUUCAAAUGGUCACCAUAUGAUUACUCUUAUGCAAAAGAUGACUCUUGGUUUAGAGAAUUAUGAGUUUUUUGAAUUUUUGUUUGUGAAUGUGAAUUUCCACAUUUAUGAGAAAGUGAGACAGUUUUCUAUAAAUUGAACACUUGGAAGAACAAUUAUUUUGUGGAUUCCUGGGUAUUCAUACAUAUACUAUACCAUUAGGAUUUCACGACCUUCUUUAUGAAUGCUAAGCAAUUGUGCAUUGUGAUUCA